AAAAACUGUAAAGAAGAGAAGAGGGUCAAAGGUUAAUAUUAUGAUCGUUGUUUUUAAGCGCAGAAGAGAAUGUAAAGAGUUGUGUGUAAAAUGUAUGAACUAAUAACAGUUGUGGUGACUUAUAAUUGAUUUAAAAUAACUAUGUAUUUACAUUCAGAUAUCUAAUUGAAGAUAACCUAAUUUUUAAGAAGAUUCAAGUUUCCUACUGAAGACAAAGAAAAACAAGUAAGAUGUCGAAUUCUCUUACUCACAAUUUUGUCCAGGGACUUAAGUCUCGAAACCCAGAGGUUCGUGGGAAAUCAGCUCGGGAUUUGUAUUUAUAUGUUAAAACUGAACUACGAGAAGUAUCGGCAGAGGAACUGGCAUCUUUUAUGGAUGAGUUCAAUCAUCAUAUAUUUGAAAUGGUGUCUGGCUCCGAUGUUCAUGAGAAGAAAGGAGGCAUCCUUGCAAUUGUUUGCCUAAUAGAUGCCGAUGUUGGAAAUAUCAACAACAGAAUAUCAAGAUUUGCAAACUAUUUAAGAAAUCUCUUACCAUCUAAUGAUAUUGGUGUGAUGGAACUAGCAGCAAAGACAGUUGGAAAACUAGCACUGGUAUCCGGUACAUAUUCAGCACAGUAUGUGGAGUUUGAAGUGAAACGUGCGUUUGAGUGGCUCGGUGGGGACAGGCAUGAAGGAAAAAGACAUGCAGCCGUGUUGGUGUUAAGAGAACUCGCUGUGAGUGUUCCUACAUACUUCUUCCAGCAAGUGCAACUAUUUUUUGAUCUGAUAUUUAAUGCAAUAAGAGAUCAGAAACCCAUAAUCAGAGAAGGUGCUGUGGAAGCUCUUCGGGCCGCUCUGGUGGUCACGGCACAGCGGGAGACUGCGAAACAGACUCAGAAACCUCAGUGGUACAAGCAAUGUUACGAUGAAGCUUCAAACGGAUUUGACGACACAUUCACCAAAGAAAAAGGGGUAAAUCGAGAUGAUAGAGUUCAUGGAUCAUUGCUGGUGCUCAACGAGCUGAUGAGAUGUAGUAAUGCCCAGUGGGAACGCUCCUAUGAAGAUUUGAUGCAGAAGUUGCAAUGCCCAGUUACUACACCACCCUCGGACUCUGUAAGUUUGCUGCCUCGGCUAAAGUCACCACUAAUCUCCACCAAGACACGCCAGAGCACAGCGUCUCACACUAGUAUCAGCUCCAUAGUGCUGGCCAACAACAAGUCCAAUCCUGAACACAUGCUGUUUGAGAGCUCCGUCUGUCGCAGUCUCAUGAUCGAACAUUUUGAUGAUGUCUGUAGUGAGACUUUGGCACAGAGGAUAUCUCGGUCUACCCAUAUCCUUCAAACUUUGCUGGCCAUUCUGCCUAGGCUUGCAGCGUUCAACAAAGAGAAAUUUGUGAAAACACACCUGAAUCCGACGAUGGUGUAUUUGUUGACAACCCUGAGAGGAAGGGAUCGGGACAGAGCCACCGCCUUUACUACCAUUGGUCUAAUAGCAGUGGCAGUGGAGGAUCACAUCAAACCCUACCUUCCUAAAAUAAUGGAGAUAAUCAGAGCUUCACUUCCUACUAAGGACACUCCUAGCAAGAAGCGGACGUCAGGUAUCGAGCCAACUGUGUUUGUGUGUAUCACACUACUGGGACAUGCAGUGAAGACCCUCAUCAAGUCUGAUGUGAAGGACCUGUUGGAACCCAUGUUGGCCACAGGACUCUCUCCUGCCCUCACCACCUCCCUGCGGGAGCUUGCCACAAGCAUCCCCCAGCUCAAGCCUGACAUUUCUGAAGGUUUGCUCCGAAUGCUGUCUCAGGUGCUGAUGAACAAACAUGUGAGGACCUCUCACAUCCCUGGAGUCUCUGCCAGUCUCAGUUCUGAGCCACAGGAGAUUGCAUCCAUUGUUUUAGCUCUCCGUACUCUAGGCAGCUUCAACUUUGAUGGUCACUCGUUGCUGCAGUUUGUACGUCGGUGUGCAGAGCACUUUUUGAACAGUGAGCAACAAGAAGUACGACUAGAAGCGGUGCGGACAUGUUCCCGCCUGCUGCGAUUGGCUGUGGAGAGUUCUAGUAGUCGCCACUCACACACUGUCACGGCUACUGUCAGCGAAGUACUGGGCAAACUUCUAGUCGUCGGCAUUACCGAUACUGAUCCUGAAGUACGUUACUGGGUCAUGGCAUCUUUAGAUGAAAGUUUUGACAACCAUUUGGCGCAAGCUGAAAAUUUGAGUGCACUGUUUGUUGCUAUGAAUGAUGAAGCUUUUGAGAUAAGAGAAAUGGCCUUAUGUACUAUUGGACGGCUAAGUUCAUUGAACCCUGCAUAUGUAAUGCCUUCUCUUCGCAAAACAUUAAUCCAGUUCCUGACAGAGUUGGAACACAGUGGGAUGGGUCGUAACAAGGAACAGAGUGCCCGCAUGUUGGAUCAUCUCGUGGUCAACGCUCCCAGGCUCAUCAGGAACUACAUGGAGCCCAUACUCAAGGUGCUCGUACCCAAGCUGAAGGAGCCAGAACCUAAUCCUGGAGUGGUCAUCAGUGUGCUCACUGCCAUCGGUGAUCUGGCUGAGGUGAAUGGUGUGAAGAUCCAGCCCUGGAUGGGAGAGCUGUUGGCAAUCUUGUUGGAGAUGCUGGGAGAUGCCAGCUCCCCGGAGAAGAGAGGGGUGGCUUUGUGGGCUCUCGGACAGUUGGUGGGAGCCACUGGUUUUGUGGUUCGCCCCUACAACCAAUAUCCUGCUCUACUAGAUACCCUCAUUAACUUCUUGAAAACUGAACAACAGCCCAUCAUAAGGCGUGAAACGAUCAGAGUGCUGGGUCUGCUAGGAGCCUUGGACCCAUACAAACACAAGAUGAACCUAGGUCAGAUUGACACUCAGGUUGAUUCCACAGCUCUACUCUCCAUGACAGACCUCAAAUCUGAGGCAGAAGCCAGUCACGAGCUCACCACAAGUGAAAUGCUAGUAAACAUGAGCUCUUGCUCAUUGGAGGAAUAUUAUCCAGCCAUCGCCAUCGCUACUCUGAUGAGAAUCAUCAGAGACCCCACACUCUCUCAACACCACACUAUGGUUGUUCAGGCUGUAACAUUUAUUUUCAAGUCACUUGGUAUAAAAUGUGUACCAUACAUCUCACAAGUAAUGCCCAGCUUUCUCAACGUUAUCAGAACAGCUGAUGUGAACUUUCGAGAGUUUCUCUUUCAACAACUGGCUCUAUUGAUUGCUAUUGUGAAGCAACACAUCAGGAAUUAUCUUGAUGAUAUAUUCCAACUAAUAAAGGAGUUCUGGACCAUCAAUAGUCCCAUACAAAGCACGCUAAUACUGCUUGUAGAACAUAUAGCAGUGGCCCUGGGAGCUGAAUUCAAGAUAUUCCUGCCUCAACUGAUGCCACAGAUCUUGCGGGUUCUCACCCAUGACACUAGCAAGGACCGCACUGUCACCAUGAAGCUGCUGGUGGCGCUGCAGAAGUUUGGUAGCAACCUUGAUGAAUACCUCCACCUGGUGUUGCCGCCCAUUGUGAAGUUGUUCGAUGCAACGGAUUGCCCGGUGGCUGUCUGUCGCGUUGCCAUGGAAACCAUUGAUCAGCUCUCUGACACCUUGGACUUCACUGAUUUUGCAUCUCGCAUCAUUCAUCCACUGGUGCGAAGCCUUGAUCAGUGCCCAGAGUUGCGAAACACUGCCAUGGAAACUUUGUGUGCGCUGGUUUUACAACUUGGCAGAAAGUAUAAAAUAUUUGUUCCCUUGGUCAGCAAAGUGGUCACAAGACAUCGCAUCACUUGCACACGCUAUGAACUGCUUACUACAAAGAUCUUAACGGAAUCUACCAUAGCAGCAGAAGAAGAUUUCCUUUUGACAAGGCACAAACUAACCAGAAGUAAAAUUAGAGAUGCAGCUUUGAAUCCUACAGAGACUACCACCAUUAAACGGAUGCAUACGUCAGUUCUCAAUCUACAAAAAGCUUGGACAGCAACUAGAAGAGUUUCCAAGGACGAUUGGCUGGAGUGGUUGAGAAGACUGAGUAUUGACUUCCUCAAAGAAUCUCCUUCUCCUGCUCUAAGGUCGUGUUGGGCAUUAGCACAGACGUACUCACAGCUUCCUAGAGAUUUGUUCAAUGUAGCGUUUGUGUCAUGUUGGGCGGAGCUGACUGAUGCUCUUCAGCAGGAGCUCAUCCGUACAUUGGAGCAAGCCUUGAUGGUACCAGACCUUCCGGAGAUUACUCAGACCAUCCUCAAUCUGGCUGAAUUCAUGGAUCAUUGUGAUAAGGGUCCUCUGCCACUAGACCCCCAACUACUAGGAGAGAGAGCAAUGCACUGCCGAGCAUAUGCCAAAGCUCUUCACUACAAAGAGGAGGAGUUCCACAAAGCUCGCACUUCCCAGGUCCUCGAGUCUCUGAUAUCUAUCAAUAAUAAACUGCAACAGAAAGAGGCAGCUGCAGGACUGGUGGAGUACGUGAUGUCACAUCAGGAUGAACACCUCAAGGUGCAGGAGCGGUGGUACGAGAAGUUGCACAACUGGGAGAAGGCUCUUCAGUCUUACAAGGACCGACUGGCUGAGAACCCUCAUGACAUAGAGCUCGUGCUGGGCCAAAUGAGAUGUAUGGAGGCUUUGGGUGAUUGGGGACAGCUGCAUAGCACAGCUAGUGGACACUGGACCGAGCUGACUGAUGCAGGUCGGGAGCGCAUGUCACGUAUGGCUGCAGCUGCUUCCUGGGGCUUGGCACAGUGGGACUCCAUGGAGCGUUAUGUAUCCUGCAUUCCUCGCGACACUACCGAUGGUGCCUUCUAUCGGGCAGUACUAGCUGUUCACCGUGAGCAGUAUGCUACCGCACAACAGUUGAUAGACUCAGCCAGAGAUCUACUGGACACAGAACUGACUGCCAUGGCUGGGGAAAGCUACCAAAGAGCAUAUGGUGCCAUGGUGUCUGUCCAAAUGUUGGCAGAACUGGAGGAGGUAGUGCAGUACAAGCUAGUACCAGAGCGCCAACCCACAAUCCGGAGCAUGUGGUGGGAUAGGCUUCAGGGGUGCCAAAGAGUUGUGGAAGACUGGCAAAGGAUUAUUCAAGUACACACUCUGGUUGUGAGCCCUCAGGAGGACAUGUUUACAUGGCUCAAGUAUGCUUCAUUGUGUCGCAAGGCUUCAAGACUCAUGUUAUCACACAAAACCCUUGUGAUGCUGCUGGGAGUAGAUCCAUCCCUGACACCUAAUGAUCCUUUGCCAACAAAUCAUCCUCAGGUUACUUUUGCCUACACCAAACACCUAUGGAUGGCUGGCCAGAAAGAGAAAGCAUAUGGUCAGCUGCAUGAGUUCGUGCAGACAUAUCUCACUCAACCGGUGAAGCAGCUGCCUGCCUUGUCAGAUGAUGGCAAGAAUUUGGAGAUGCGUCGAAGACUGCUCGCCAGAUGUUAUCUGAAGCUGGGCCAGUGGCAGGAGAGUCUGCAGGGUAUCAAUGAGCACUCUAUUCCGGCAGUGCUACAAUACUAUGCUGCAGCUACAGAUCACGAUCCCAACUGGUACAAGGCUUGGCAUGCCUGGGCGUACAUGAACUUUGAGACUGUACUCUUCUACAAGCACCAGCAGCAACAGUUGGGCGACGCUCCUAGGACUGGGCUGCCGAGUACUCAGUACAUCUCACAGUUCACUGUCCCCGCUGUGGAGGGUUUCUUUCGCUCCAUCGCUCUGUCCCAUGGCAGUUCCCUCCAGGAUACUCUACGACUAUUGACCCUCUGGUUCGACUACGGUCAGUGGCCCGAGGUCUAUGAUGCUAUUGUGGAAGGCAUUCGUACCAUUGAGAUUGACACUUGGCUUCAGGUUAUACCACAGCUGAUAGCCCGGAUAGACACACCACGCACACUGGUGAGCCGCCUCAUACAUCACCUGCUGAUGGACAUUGGCAAGCAUCACCCCCAGGCCCUGGUGUACCCCCUCACCGUAGCCAGCAAGUCUGCUAGCGUGCCCCGCCGCAAUGCUGCUAACAAGAUUCUGAAAAGCAUGUGCGAGCACAGCCCCGCCCUCGUACAGCAAGCAGUCAUGGUGAGUGAUGAACUGAUAAGAGUGGCCAUCCUGUGGCAUGAACUGUGGCAUGAGGGGCUUGAGGAGGCCAGCUGACUAUAUUUCGGGGAGAGAAACGUGAAAGGCAUGUUUGACACGCUAAUAGAACCACUUCAUGCGAUGUUGGAACGAGGCCCUCAGACCCUCAAAGAAACUUCUUUCAAUCAGGCGUAUGGACGAGACCUGAUGGAAGCCAUGGACUGGUGCCAGCGAUACAAGGUAUCGGGCAAUGUCAGAGAUCUGAACCAAGCGUGGGAUCUGUAUUAUCACGUAUUUCGUCGUAUCUCACGCCAGCUGCCGCAGCUGACAAGCCUGGAGCUGCAGUAUGUCAGCCCCAAGUUGUUGGUGUGUCGUGACCUGGAACUGGCUGUCCCCGGCUCUUACAUUCCCAGCCAGCCUGUUGUCCGCAUCGCUCAUAUACAGAGUUCCCUACAAGUCAUCACCUCUAAGCAGCGACCUCGCAAGUUAUGUAUCAAAGGUAGCAAUGGCAAUGACUACGUGUUCCUGCUGAAAGGCCAUGAGGAUCUCCGUCAAGAUGAGAGAGUGAUGCAGCUGUUUGGAUUGGUCAACACACUACUACUAAAUGAUCCGGAUACAUUCAGGAGAAACCUCACUAUACAGCGAUAUGCAGUUAUCCCAUUGUCUACCAACUCCGGUCUGAUAGGAUGGGUGCCUUACUGUGAUACUCUGCAUACUCUAAUUAGAGAUUACAGGGAUAAGAAGAAAAUUCUUCUCAAUAUUGAACACCGUAUCAUGCUAAGGAUGGCUCCGGACUAUGACCAUCUGUCACUGAUGAUGAAGGUGGAAGUGUUUGAGCAUGCCCUGGAACACACCCAGGGAGACGACCUGGCUCGUCUGUUGUGGCUCAAGUCUCCAAGCUCUGAGGUGUGGUUCGAUCGACGCACCAACUACACUCGUUCACUCGCUGUCAUGUCCAUGGUCGGAUACAUUCUGGGUCUAGGAGAUAGGCAUCCAUCAAAUCUCAUGCUUGAUCGAUUGAGUGGCAAAAUCCUCCACAUAGACUUUGGUGAUUGCUUUGAGGUGGCCAUGACGAGGGAAAAGUUCCCAGAGAAAAUACCUUUCCGCCUAACAAGAAUGCUGAUAAAUGCAAUGGAAGUAACAGGUAUAGAGGGUACGUACAGACGGACAUGUGAGAGUGUGAUGUCAGUUCUACAUCGUAACAAAGACAGCCUUAUGGCAGUAUUAGAGGCAUUUGUGUACGACCCACUUCUCAACUGGAGGCUGAUGGAUCAGGGUGGAACGGUGGUCAAGACCAAACGGACCAAGUCCCAGCCUGACUCCAGCAUCGCCUCCUCCUCCUCCCAGGGCGGGGAGGGUGAUAUCCUGGAGAGUGUGGCCAACAGUCUCAGUGCCACCGUUACCAAGAAAGCCACUGUUCCUAGUAGUAUUGAGAAUAUAGGUGAGAGCAGUCAGCCUGAAGCCUUGAAUAUGAAAGCAUUAGCUAUUGUGACAAGAGUUCGAGAAAAGCUAACUGGGCGUGACUUUGCACAUGAAGAAUCUUUGACAGUUGAUCGACAAGUACAACUCCUUAUAUUGCAAGCAACAGCCAACGAGAACCUCUGCCAGUGUUAUAUUGGAUGGUGUCCAUUUUGGUAAAUAAUUUUCCUGCAGUGAUGCGGCAACCUCUUAAUUAAGUAUAUAAUGUGAAGGUCAGAGUAAAUUUUAGCUUUAUUUUAUUUGUGUUUAGUGAAUGACUCAAUAAGUUGCUAUAGGCAGAAAAAAUUUAUAUUGGACUGCCAUUUGGAGGCAUUUAACUGUAACAUAUUUGAUACCAAAUAUUCACAUUUUCUUGAUGAAUGGGGCAUAAAGCCAGAAUUUUAAACAAUAUUAAUGUUUAUUUUUUACUGUUAAUUACAUUAAAUAUUUAAAGUAUAACUUGUUCUUUGUGAAUAUUGUUGUUAAUAAAGUUACAGUAAAUAUGUAA
Molecule: messenger RNA, 7944 nt
Organism: Homalodisca vitripennis (glassy-winged sharpshooter)
Lineage: Eukaryota; Metazoa; Arthropoda; Insecta; Hemiptera; Cicadellidae
Product: serine/threonine-protein kinase mTOR-like
Biological process (GO): negative regulation of macroautophagy; protein phosphorylation; TOR signaling
Cellular component (GO): TORC2 complex; TORC1 complex; nucleus
Molecular function (GO): protein-containing complex binding; protein binding; protein serine/threonine kinase activity
Source: RefSeq, a predicted model, not a curated record